AUGAGCAAAGCGUAUGAUCGAGUUGAGUGGCAAUUUGUUGAAGCCACAAUGCGGAAGAUGGGAUUCGGAGAACGAUGGAUCGGGUGGAUCAUGAAAUGCAUAAAGUCGGUUGUGUAUAAAGUACUCAUCAACGGGCAACCACGGGGAAAAAUAACUCCGAAUAGGGGCUACGUCAGGGAGAUCCUUUAUCUCCCUACAUUUAUUCUCUGUACAGAAGUUUUGAUAUCAAAUCUUAAACGGGCAGAAUCUGUUAAAUCUCUAACGGGUCUGAAGGUGGCUCGUGCAAGCCCACCAGUAUCACAUUUACUAUUUGCGGAUGAUAGUUUAUUUUUUUGCAAGGCGACGGUUGAGGAGAGUGCAGUUUUACUACAAAUUCUUCAGAACUACGAACGGGCAUCAGGCCAAAAAAUAAAUUUUGAUAAAUCAUCUAUCCAAUUUGGCCAUACGGUGGAGACAACGGUACGUGCGGAGAUUCAUCAGAUGUUAGCAGAAGCGGAUAAACGGCUGGACAUCAAGGUUCUAUCUAAAGGGGGAAAAGAAGUAAUGAGUAUCGUUUCAGCUCGACCUCUGGUAUGCAAAGGACUUAUUAAAAGAGUUGGUUCAGGUUCAUCUAUAUCUGUAUGGUAUGACCCCUGGAUUUCCGAUUCUUGCCCGAGGCCAGCUAUCUGUAAAGGAAUUAAUUACUACCCACACCUCACGGUGAAUCAGUUAAUUAAUUCCCAGACCUCAACGUGGAAUCGACCACUAUUGCAACAAUUUUUUGAGAGUGAGGAAAUCACUCGCAUUACGGGUAUACCAGUGGCUACUGGAUAUAAACCCGAUACCUGGGGCUGGUUUUAUACAACAACGGGUCGGUAUACGGUUAAAUCGGGAUAUACUGUGCUACAGGAGCUUUCUCAGAUGAGGGGACACUACCAGUUUGGACCGGACACUCGGAGAUUGCAAGCGCAAUCCUGGAAGGUUAAAUGCACCACAAAACUCCAACAUUUUCUCUGGCAAAUUAUUACCGGAUGUUUAUCGGUUGGCGCACGUUUAUGUAGUCGGGGAAUGCGUGUGGACCCACUGUGCGUGAGAUGUGGUAUGGGAGAUGAGACAUAA
Molecule: messenger RNA, 1098 nt
Organism: Microthlaspi erraticum
Lineage: Eukaryota; Viridiplantae; Streptophyta; Magnoliopsida; Brassicales; Brassicaceae
Source: the annotation of a GenBank genome assembly